AUGAUGUAUCACCAAGCACGCCACAAUAGAGAUCAGCAUGGCGGUAAAGGGAAAGUAGAGGAACUACAAGGCAAGAACUUGCUUUGGAAUGCCGCACCCCGAGAUGAGCAAGCGUUGGUCGUUAUGCCAAUUGUCGAGUCCGCCGAUGUCUGGUUCUCGGACUCAUCUGUGGUUAGCAAAACCUCAUCUCAGAUCGCUACAUCCUCUAUCGAAGACUUCUCCACGUCACCCUGCAGCAGUGAAGAUGACACGGGGCUCUUGAUUACAAUGAGGCUGGAACACCCGACACCCCUUGAAAAGCAAACUAAAAAACGCAGGGUCCAUACGCUUUCCACGGAGCGCAGUCGCCAGUACCGUCAACGCCAAAAGGUUUACUUGGAGAACUUGGAGGCCGUCGUGCGCGAACUGCAUAUCGAUGUGCAGGGCCUCGAGAUUUUGCGCAACCUGCGCCAAGAACAGAGUGUAAACCUGCGUGGCUCAGUUACUGGGUCGCUGGCUACGAUCAUCCGCGAGUACAUGACUGUGUUUCGGCAUGGCAUGCCUGCUGCCGCUAUGGAAGAUGUCAGCGCUGGGAAGAAACGCGAGCGAACGGUGGACAAUCUGCUAACACCCGACGAGCAGCACGCAUUUCUCAACUGUAUCAUGGAUCCAUACGUAGAAGUGUUUGACUGGUGCGGCCGCUUUGUACUGGGUGCCAGCGCGUUACUUAACGGUUGGACGGCCUGGGCGGCAUGGCACGAAUGUCUAACCUUUGAUCUUGUCGGCAUUGACGUCCUGGACACGGAGGAUACGCUGGCUGUGACUACGAAGGCCAACCUACGAGUGUGCGUCUCGCAAAGGACUAUUGAGCAUCUCUUUCCGCACAUUGCGGACAACCGAGAGCUUUGCAGGAAGCUGAUCGGUAAGGAGAUUUGUUAUCCUAUCCAAGACACCUUCUUCUUCGCCUCCAACAAGCAGAUCAUCAAGUACGUGUGCGACAUCGACUUUUUGAGUGGGCUGCUGGCGGUCGCAGGUGAUUAUGAGACCGUCCUUUACCUCAUGGCGCCGCCCAACCAGACGCCGCUGAACGACCUCGCCGUGCGCACGUCCCCUGGCGACCUCGCUGAGCGUUCGCCCCUUGACGUCGAGUUUUUGCUGUCGAACGAAUGA
Peronospora farinosa is the source of this 1149-nucleotide messenger RNA. The record is from the annotation of a GenBank genome assembly. NCBI's taxonomy places the organism in Eukaryota, Oomycota, Peronosporomycetes, Peronosporales, Peronosporaceae.